Pseudoliparis swirei is the source of this 2634-nucleotide messenger RNA. It is a transcript of the gene irf5, whose product is annotated as interferon regulatory factor 5. The coding region runs from base 343 to 1665 and encodes 440 amino acids. NCBI's taxonomy places the organism in Eukaryota, Metazoa, Chordata, Actinopteri, Perciformes, Liparidae. Gene Ontology annotation, cellular component: nucleus. Gene Ontology annotation, molecular function: protein binding; DNA-binding transcription factor activity, RNA polymerase II-specific; RNA polymerase II cis-regulatory region sequence-specific DNA binding. The record is from RefSeq and is a predicted model, not a curated record. Gene Ontology annotation, biological process: immune system process; regulation of transcription by RNA polymerase II. The transcript is spliced from 9 exons.
GUGUUUUUAGUAGUAGUAGUAAACGGUAGUAUUCCUUAUUACAUCUCAUAUGUUUAUGUAUAAUCUUUCAUCCUUUACGUCACUUCCGGGAGGGACCGCUGGCGCGUUGAGCUGCCGCUACUCUCCGGUUGUCUGAACUGUUUGUGUUGUACGGCGACCUUGAGUGCCUUGAAAGGGGCCUUAUAAAAUAAAUGUAUUAUUAUUAUUAUUAUUCCGUAUCAUUGAAAGAGUUUUACAGUGUUCCUUUAUUCCAGAGGGAUGAAGCUUUUAUUGUGUCUCUCUAACCGGAAGUAGUAUUACUCAUUGUGUCUGGUGAUUCCGAGCGCGAGACUUUUUUGUGUGAUGAGCUUUAGUUGGUUCCUGAUUAAAGACCUGGAGGCGCACCGGGACCAGGACCGAGACCAGGACCGGGACCGAGACCAGGGUUGGGCUCCCAGUGCUCCCAGCAUGAGCGUGCAGCCCCGGAGGAUCCGACUGAAGCCCUGGUUGUUGGCGCAGGUGAACAGCGGCAGGUAUCCUGGUCUGCAGUGGCUCAGCUCCGAACACCGACUCUUCCAGAUCCCCUGGAAACAUGCGACCCGCCACACGCCAGCGUCAGAAGAGGAGAACACCAUCUUCAAGGCGUGGGCUCUGGAGACAGGUAAAUACCAGGAAGGUGUGGAUGAACCUGAACCGGCCAAGUGGAAAGCGAACCUUCGCUGCGCUCUGAACAAAAGCAGAGAGUUUCAGCUGAAAUACGACGGCACGAAGGAAACGCCGCUUCAACCGUACAAAAUCUACGAAGUCUGUGAGCAGAGCAGGAGCGCAGAUGGUGCUGAAGAUGAUGAUGACGAGAUGCCCAAUCUGAUGGAGCUCACGAUCCAGCCCAGGACCAGGGACACGCCCUCCUUCAGCUCCUUGCCCGUGCAGUCAGAGACAGCUUAUGAUAUGAUUCCCAUGACCUCUGACCUCCGGGUCCCGGGGAGCUUCGUCCAUCCUGCCGGACUCCGAGACCUGACUUCUCUGCCCCCCCCGGCAGCGUCUACCCCCCCCGAGCCGGCACUAAUGGAGGCCAGCGGCAUGGGCGAUGUCCACAAGCACCAACCUUGUAAAUACGACCUCCUGAGCAGCGUCCCACUAACAGAUCUGGACCUGAAGUUCCAGUACCGGGGCCGGACGACGGGCUCUCUGACCGUCAGCAACCCUCAGGGCUGCCGGCUUUACUACGGACACCUGGAGCCGACCCCGGAGCAGGUGGAGCUGUUUGGACCGGUCGCCCUGCAACAGGUCCUGUUCCCUGGGACGUCGGAUGUUCAGAACCAGAAGCAAAGGUUCUACACCGAGGCCCUGCUGGACGUCAUGGACCGCGGGCUGAUCCUGGAGAUCUGGGAGCAAGACAUCUAUGCGGUCCGCCUCUGUCAGUGCAAAGUGUUCUGGUCCGGACCCGGCGUGCCCGAGCACGGUCCGCCCAACCCCCUGGAGCGAGAGAUGAAGAUCAAGGUGUUCAGCCUCAACGACUUCCUGCAAGGGCUGAUCCUGUUCCACAGAGGAGAGACCGGCAGACCGCCUCCCUUCGACAUCGCCUUCUGCUUCGGAGAGGACUGGCCGGACCGGAGGCCCCCCGAGAAGAAGCUCAUCAUCGUCCAGACAAACGGAUUGACCAAUCACGGUGAAGGUUUCGUGUGACGAGUUCUUUCCGCGCCGCGUCCCCCGACACGUCGCCCCUCCGUUCCUCUGUGUAUCAGAGGGGGAGACGGGAGGAAGGAGGAGCAGGAGGAAACCCGACUGAUUCAUCCACGAGUUAAACUGAUUUAUGAUCCUUAUUUUCGCGGAGAACUCAUGUUUUAAAAACGGAAACAGUGUUAAACCGUACUGCCGCGGUUUGACACUCAGGAGUGAAAAAACUUAAACGAACACCGGAAGUAAACAAAGUUGCGUUAAUUGCGUUAAAAUAUUUUAGUGCGUUAAUCGCGGCCAAAUUAAUCGCAUAGAUUAACGCGUUAACGCUGACAGCCCUAAUAUAUAUAUAUACAUACACUACCAUUCAAAAGUUUGGGAUCACUUAGAAAUGUUUUUAUUUUUCAAAGAAAAGCACUGUUUUUUCAAUAAAGAUAACAUUAAAUUAAUCAUAAAUACCCUCUCUACAUUGUUAAUGUGGUAAAUUGGUGGAAGUGUCUGGUUUCGAAUGAAAUAUCUCCAUUGGUGUAUAGAGGCCCUUUUACAGCAACUAUCACUCCAGUGUUCUGAUGGUACAUUGUGUUAUCGCCUUAGAAGACUAAUAGAUGAUUAGAAAACCCGUGCAAUUAUGUUAGCACAGCUGAAAACAGUUAUGCUGGUGAUAUAAGCUAUACAACUGGCCUUCCUUUGAGCUUGAAGUUUGUAGAACAAAAUUAAUAUUUCAAAUAUUAAUCAUUAUUUCUAACCUUGUCAAUGUCUUGACUAUAUUUUAUAUUCAUUUGAUAAAUAAAAGUGUGAUUUUUCAUGGAAGACACGAAAUUGUCUGGGUGAUCCCAAACUUUUGAACGGUAGUGUAUAUAUAUAUAUAAAUGUCCCCUCCCCUGUCCCCAGGUGGUCCCCGUCGUGGCCCGGAUCCUCACUGAGAUGUUCUCCGGGGAGCUCAGCUGCUCCACCGACAGCAUCCGGCUGCAGAUCUCA